Messenger RNA from Chara braunii, 1509 nucleotides. NCBI's taxonomy places the organism in Eukaryota, Viridiplantae, Streptophyta, Charophyceae, Charales, Characeae. The record is from the annotation of a GenBank genome assembly.
GUGAAUGUAAGAAGGUUCUGGGAAAAUGCUGCCUCUUCAGAGGGCGAAGAACUCAGUCGAACGAAAGCCGGUCGGUACGUCGGAGAGCGAAAUGUGGAAAGGGAGCAAGUAUGACUCGCAUUUUCAGAGACGUCAAGUGAAAAUAAUGUCUGAUGACGAAGCUCUGCAACAGUUGGCCAAUGCGAAGACAAAAGGAAGGAAAAAGAUCAACCCUCCUCCUACUCCUCCUCCUCCUCCACGUCGUCGUCUUCUUCCUCCUCCUCCUGCUCGGUCUGCCGACGGACAGCCAUCGCCAGACUUGAGGCGAAGGUCGAUUCCCCAGCAGCAGCAGCAGCAGGAGCAGCAGCAGCGAUGGAGAGCUGGAGUGGAAGGAGAGAUUACGGAUAAGAAGAGGAGGAGGAAUGACGCUGAAGGAGAGGAGGAGGGAGAGGGAGAGGGAGAGGGAGAGGGAGACGAGAGGAAGAGGGCUGAGGAACUCUUCGUGACAUGGCCAGGCUUGAGCCUUAAGCAACUGAGAUCAUGGGCCGUUGGAUACCGAACCACGUGGUGUUGCACUAUCGAGAAGGAUGACCAAUGGGAGGGGAGAAAGGGAGACAGAGGGGGGGACAAAGAGAGAGGGAGAGAGAAAGAGAGAGGGAGAAGGGAGGAGGAUGCUAUUGUUUCGUCUUGUUAUGGUAGUUGUUAUGGCAGGAAGAUCAAGAUCAAGAUCGAGAAGGAGGAGGAGGAGGAGAAGGAGGAGGAGGAGGAGAAGGAGGAGGAGGAGGAGGAGGAGGACGUGGAGGAGGAGGACGAGGUAGUGAAAGCACAUCUAUGUUAUCAUUGGUUGAAGGUAGCUGUAGCGGAGAAGAUAAAGCAGCACCGGGAAUUAGGUACCAAGACAGCUGAUGAGCUCACGCGACCAGAUAUGAAGGUCUUGACAGUGAUUAGGAGGGGUAGUCUGUGGCUAGACGAUUUGGAGGGGCAUAAGGAGGGGAUAGGUGUAGGUAGUAAAUUUGGGGACAGGGUAGAGUUGUCUGCUCUUGGCCUUCAUCGCAAUCACGAGGGGGGGAUCAGUACGAAAGGUAUUUUCUACGCCGGCGAAAAAAAACACGUGGCAGUGUCUAUCUUGUAUGCGCCCGGGAAAUACGCCGACGAUCGGACGGACAAGGAACGCGACACGCUCUUCUAUUCUGGGGAAACGCCGAGCGGGACCACCAAGUGCAACGUGGCAGUCGGUGAUUCGCAGCCGGAAAGAAGCAGGCGCAAUAAAGCGUUGAUGGAGAGUAAGGCGCGGGGAGUUCCUGUGAGGGUAAUAAGGAAAGAGGAGACGGGAAAAGAGAUGUACGUGUAUGAAGGAUUGUAUGACAUAGUGAGUCAUAGAGAGGAGCGGGGGCAAACGGGCAAAACAGUGUUGAUGUUUAAACUCACACGAAGGAAGGAGUUCAGGAGGUAGAUAUCUAUCUAUAUGUGCAUAUAUAUAUAUCUACUAACUAAUUGAUAUCUAUGUAGGGAUGUGAUAUACGUUUACUG